AUGGGUCCAACCGGUUUCAAGGGUGAUCGGGGACCUCGUGGCCCAGUGGGUCCCAAGGGAACCACUGGAACUGCCGGAAUGACAGGUGUUUCUGGCGAGCGUGGUGACCGUGGUGAAGCUGGCGACCGCGGAUUCCCUGGCCCAAUUGGUCCUGAGGGUCUUGCUGGUGAGAAGGGUGAACGUGGCCAGGUUGGUCAAGCCGGUCCUCAUGGCCCUGAUGGUGAAAAGGGAGCUCAAGGGCAGAUGGGACCAGCAGGUUAUGUUGGAGGUCCAGGACCCAAAGGAUCGGUUGGUCCUGUCGGUCCAGUUGGACGCGAUGGCGAGAAAGGUGAUGCAGGGCCGCUUGGACCAAUUGGAACCCGAGGUCCUGUGGGACCUACCGGACCUCCAGGUCCACGAGGAGCUCCUGGACCGUCCGGUCCUCCUGGAGCCCGUGGCGACGAGGGUUCUGCUGGCCCCAUUGGUCCACCAGGUCCAGCUGGACCUGCAGGGCCGCGAGGACCUCUUGGAUUUACUGGACCUGUUGGACCGACAGGUCUUCCAGGAGUUCAUGGACCUCCUGGCGACAUUGGUGAACGUGGAGAGACUGGAGAACGAGGUCCACCUGGUGAACUUGGUCCAAUUGGUCUUCCCGGUCCAACUGGACCCACUGGAGACCAAGGACCAACUGGAGAACCAGGACCUAGAGGUCCACGGGGGCCUAUGGGGCCUGCUGGUAAACCGGGCAAGGAAGGAAGCGAGGGCGAUCCGGGCGACAGAGGCGACCAGGGUCCACCAGGACCUGAAGGAGCUACUGGACCAACGGGAUUCCGUGGAGCGCGCGGACCUCCUGGACCGAGGGGCAAGGUCGGUCCCAAGGGGGAUAUGGGCAAGCCUGGUAUUCAGGGCCGCAUUGGCGACAGAGGUGAUCGCGGAGAUCCUGGUCCUAGGGGUCCUCCUGGUCCGGCUGGACCUCAAGGUGCACGAGGACCAGAUGGACCACAAGGAGAAACUGGAGAAAAGGGUGACAUGGGUGUGACUGGCCCAGUGGGUUCAUCUGGACCAAAGGGAGUUCGUGGACCUCGUGGUAAACCCGGUCCCUUGGGACCUCCAGGCGUUGAUGGUCAGAAAGGCGACCAAGGUCCCGAUGGUGAAGUAGGGCCCAAGGGUGAUCGUGGAGCUCCAGGCGAGCCAGGUCCCCAAGGAGCACAAGGAGUAAUGGGACCUCCAGGAAUUCCAGGCGUUUCAGGCGAUCCUGGAGAACCAGGUGAAACUGGUCCUCAAGGUCCAAAGGGUCUGCCUGGAAAACGCGGACCAGUCGGACCUCCUGGACCCAUGGGUCCACCUGGCCCUCCUGGUCCAGCCGGUCCUCGAGGCGAACAGGGAGAUAAGGGACCGCAAGGAGCCAUGGGAAUCCGUGGCGCUCCAGGUCCUGCAGGUCCAAGUGGUGCUGCUGGCGUACGAGGUCCUACGGGUCCUCAAGGACCAGCCGGACCCCCUGGAUCUAAGGGCGAAACUGGUCCCAUCGGUCCACGUGGUGAAAAGGGCAAGAAGGGUGCUGAUGGUCUGCCAGGUGUGACCGGAGUCAAGGGUUCCAGGGGAAAACAGGGUCCUCAAGGGCCAAUGGGUCCUGUCGGCAUGACAGGACCACCUGGUCCACCUGGUGAAAUAGGUCCACCCGGACCCAAAGGCUCUAUGGGUGCUCCAGGACCCAGUGGAGAACGCGGGUUGCCCGGACCUGUUGGAAAAGAAGGUCCUCCCGGGAUUCAAGGUCCAGAGGGACCGAUAGGAGAAGAAGGACCUCCAGGCCCAACGGGAUUAGCUGGAGAGUCUGGCGUUCAAGGUCCUGUAGGCGCAGAAGGCGAGAUGGGACCUCCUGGUGAUCGUGGAGACCGAGGAAAACCAGGUGACAGAGGUCCUCGUGGGCCGCGAGGUCCGCCAGGCCCUGCUGGACCUAUUGGACAGAUUGGUGAACGCGGGCCCUCCGGCGAAAUUGGACCUCAAGGACCCAUUGGUGGAACUGGCAAGAAAGGACGUCGUGGAUCAAAGGGACCGACAGGCUCUAUGGGUCCAAAGGGUGACACAGGCGACCGCGGAAUUCGUGGUAAUCCAGGCAGCAUAGGCCCCGAGGGUCCCAAAGGCGAACCCGGUCCCCCCGGUGAUCGAGGUCCUGAUGGCAAACAGGGCGAACCUGGACCGAUGGGCGACGAAGGUCGCAAGGGUGAGACCGGUCCACCUGGUGACGAUGGUGAACAAGGACCCGCGGGCCCCACAGGCCCACCUGGACCUCAGGGUCUACAAGGUACAGAGUUUUAG
Hydatigera taeniaeformis is the source of this 2295-nucleotide messenger RNA. NCBI's taxonomy places the organism in Eukaryota, Metazoa, Platyhelminthes, Cestoda, Cyclophyllidea, Taeniidae. The record is from the annotation of a GenBank genome assembly.